Marchantia polymorpha subsp. ruderalis is the source of this 4867-nucleotide messenger RNA. Lineage: Eukaryota; Viridiplantae; Streptophyta; Marchantiopsida; Marchantiales; Marchantiaceae. The record is from the annotation of a GenBank genome assembly.
UCAGCUGUGAACAUGAUGACGAUCGUCAGUUAGCUCGUGCAGAAGAAACAGAAGGAAUGAUACGCAGGCGAGUCAAAGUACGACGACAUAGAGAACCAUGUGAUCUGGUCUUUUUACUCUCUGGAUGUGAUGAAAACCAGUCGACCUCUUAUGAUCACAAGUCUUCUCUCACUCGUCCACGGAAUCAACGGAACGUGUAUUUCAUUCUGGAAGUGAAGAGCGGCCACAGCCUUUUCUGAUUCUUCUGACUGGCUCAAAAAUUCUACGAGUCUCGUUGACCCAGUCCUAUCUCAACACGAUCCGUACCUCCGAUGGAAUUGUUUGUAACUCGGGUUGUCCACAACUGAACUAUUUCGUCAGCUGUCGACUUUUCACGACCUGUUGAUUACCAUCACAUCGAGGAAUUUAGGAAUACUUACAUUAUCGUAGUCUGUCAGGAUGCCAAGUGGUGCUAGUGGUGACGAUUUAUUGAAUAUCACUUGAUGUUCUUCGGCCAGUUCAGGUCUCUGUUUCAAUUGCGCUGUAAUGUCGCGUCUGAAGUAGACCACAUUGUUGGGCUGGGGAUCGACGUCCCUUCUCGUCGAAAAGGAGGUUAAUGAUGUCUCGACGGAAGUCUGUUACUGGUGCUCUCUGUUUCGAGUGGCUUUCAGUACUCGUUUGGACCUAUUGCUGGCUCGCUGCACAUGUUCAUGGAUUGUCACCCGAUGGUCAAAUUCUUCUUGAGAUCAAGAGUUCCUUCGUGGACACUCCAGGAAAUAUGAGCAAUUGGCUGGCGACAGAUGCAACUCCUUGCAGUUGGUUCGGUAUCUCGUGUCUCGAGGAUGGAUUAUCAGUCCGGUCGGUCACCCUCAGUGGACAUGGCUUCAACCUCUCAGGAGAAAUCUCUACCAGCUUAGGGAAGCUGGCAUAUCUGCAGGAGCUUGAUUUAGCUUUCAACAAUCUGAGCGGCCCCUUACCCAAAGAACUUGGCAACUGCUCUGAGCUGCGGUCCAUGCGAUUCGAUUCUAAUCCGCUCAUUUCAGGAACUAUUCCUCCUGCGUUCGGCAACCUGUCCAAAUUGCAAGACCUAAGUCUAUCCCAGCUGCAGCUUACAGGCAACAUACCCAUUGAGUUCGGUAAUUUGAAGAGUCUGCUGAGCCUGUCCCUCUACUCCAAUAAUCUCUCAGGCUCCAUACCACCAGCUCUGGGAUCUCUGCAUCAACUCUCCGUCCUUGAGCUGGCCAACAAUUCUCUUUCCGGCCCUCUACCUCCUGAACUGGGCAACUGCAAAAACCUCUCCAGCCUGAUUUUAUACAGCUUGCAGCUAGAAGGGAGCAUUCCGCCGACGUACGGCCAGCUGGAGAAAUUACAAGAGUUGGACCUCACGACCAAUCGACUGACUGGUGAAAUUCCACCCGAGCUCGGAAACUGCUCAAGUAUCACGCACAUUUACUUGGGCACUAAUUCUCUCAGCGGCCAAAUACCGGAGCAGCUUGGAAGACUUCAAAAUGUGAAGGUUUUGUUUCUAAACACCAACAGUUUUACAGGGGUGAUUCCUGCCGUGCUUGGAAACAUGUCCAGUCUCACGAACCUCACGAUAGGAGAAAAUUUACUUGUGGGAGAGAUACCUCCAACACUGGGGUUCUUGAGAGAUUUGAUGUACUUGAAUCUUUAUGAAAACAAUCUCACUGGAAAGAUCCCCGGUGAACUGGGCAACUGCACGAAGCUUGACUUCCUCUACCUUCCUUUCAACAAUCUAACAGGGAGCGUUCCACCUGAGCUCGGAAAUCUGCGGCUGCUGUCCUCUCUUCAGUUAUGGAAUAACAGCUUGAGUGGCAUUCCAUCUGAACUAGGUAAUUGCUCCAACCUCCAAGUGCUCGACAUCUACAGCAACAAACUGGUCGGCAGCAUUCCACCAGAAAUUGCUAAGCUCCCUCGGCUGCGAGAACUUCGUCUGUAUGACAACCAGCUCACCGGAACCAUCCCUUCUGAUCUUGGGCUUCACAGCAACCUCACGUAUGUCAUUCUUCGCAUGAACAAAUUGGCUGGACCUAUUCCAGCCGGGCUCUGUUCGUUUCGAAGCAUACUGAUUUUAGAUCUAUCGAGCAAUAUGUUGGAUGGUACAGUGCCAGUUGAUGUGACAAGGUGUCCGACACUUUAUCGCCUGCGCCUUCAGUACAAUCGACUUACAGGGCCGAUACCCAAGGAAAUCGGGCAGAACAAAGCACUAUUAUAUUUCGACGCAAGCUUCAACAACUUGAGCGGCAGCAUUCCCCCUGAGGUGGGCUUGUGUACAAAGUUGACCGCAGUACUGCUUUCUCAGAACAGUCUAAACGGCACAAUUCCGUCAAGCCUGGGCCAGCUUCCACUCCUUGUGGAAUUGAAUGUGUCUUCCAAUCAGCUGAGUGGCUCUAUCCCAUCCGAGCUUGGGAACCUCUCAACGCUCUACGAGCUGGACUUGAGUGACAACUCUCUGACGGGAGACGUUCCCCUGGAGUUGUCCAAAAUGUCCAGUUUGAGAUUUCUCAAUCUGAACGACAAUAGUCUAACAGGGCUUUCAAAUAUCUGGAGUUCUCUCGGCAGUCUUCAGGGACUCCAACUGGCAGGCAACAAGUUUUCUGGUUUGGUGCAUGCCGAGAUUGGCACGAUGACGUCUUUACAAAUAAUCCUGGAUCUGAGUAGAAAUCAUUUUUCCGGUCAAAUUCCUGCUGCGCUCGGUAGGCUGCAGCUGUUAGAAUACCUGGACCUAUCGCGCAACAAUCUGUCAGGACAGAUUCCCGAGAGUUUAGACAACAUGCAGUCCCUACUUUUUGUGAACAUCUCGUACAAUAAUUUGAUCGGGCCUUUGCCAGAAUCAUGGCAGAAAUUUAUUACUGCCGAUUCAGUGAUCGGAAAUCCUGGUUUGUGCACUUGGGAUGGGAACUGCAGCUCGUGGUCGCAAUCAACAGGUCAAGAAGGUGAAGGCGGUGACAAAUAUUCAAAUUGGGCAAUUGCUGGCUAUGCAAUAUCGGCUUUGGUGGGUGCACUGGCCUUAAUCUUUUUUGGGGUUGGUCUUUACCGUCUGAGGUCAAGAAGGUUGGACAGACGUGGGGCAGAAGGGUGUUUAGAAGUCUGGUCUAAAGAUGUAAAGUACAAGGAGAUUUCCUUGCAGUCGAUUCUCCGUGCCACAGGCGAGCUGAAUGGUAAUUGCAUUAUACACCGAGGAGACAGCAGCACUCUGUACAAAGCGUCACUGGACUCAGGGCAAGUGGUGGCGAUUAAGGUGCUCCGAGAGAAUGUAGACGACCGGAUGGAGAAAGAAUACAGGAGGGAAGUCGAGACCGUUGGAAUGAUCAGGCACCGCAAUUUCGUGAAGAUGAUCGGAUUUUGCGAGUGGAAGAAACACAGAUUCCUCGUCCUCGAGUUCCUGAGCAAUGGGAGCUUGAGCGAUGUGCUGCACAAGAAGAACGCCGAGGGCUUACGCGACUGGAAUUCGAGAUACAAGGUGGCAGUGGGCAUAGCUCACGGAUUGGAGUAUCUGCACUUCGACUGCAAACCGCAGAUCAUACAUCGGGACAUCAAGUCUUCAAACGUCUUACUCGACGACGAUUUCGAGGCUCAAAUUUCCGACUUCGGUAGCGCAAAGCUUCGAGACAAGUCGCACCUGAAUGGUUCCACGUCCAAGGUUGUGGGCUCACAUGGAUACAUGGCACCAGAGUGUGGGUACUCCCUGCAGGUGAGUGACAAAGUUGACGUCUACAGCUAUGGAGUGGUGUUGCUGGAGCUUCUGACAGGGAAGCACCCACUUGAUCACAGCUUUGCGGUAGGGACGACUCUGGUAACGUGGGUAGAGUCCAAUAUCAGGGAGGCAAGAUUGUCGCAUGAGGUACUACUGGAUAAGAGGCUGCUGGACACUGGAGACGAUCAUGUCGCGAAGGAGCUGCAGCUAGUCAUGCAGAUAGCAGUUCUAUGCACAAAGGAGCUUCCUGCAGAACGACCUUCCAUUCGACAAGUUCUGAGCAUGCUGCAACAAGUCCGAGCACGUUGAGAGGGCCUGGAGGCAGUAAAGUCAAGUGAUUACGACAGAGUGUGGCCUAUAGUUACUGUGUUUUCCUCCAGGAAAAGACAGUAACUAGCAGGAAGAAUGCAGAUUUGCAUGGACCAUUGUCUUUUAAGCUGAAAAGCGUGCUUCUGUUCUACGAUGCACAGUAGCAUGAGGGUCCCUGAAAGUGAAGCAGAUACACGUGCGGUGAAGAUCCCUGCAGCUGGCGUUGGUGUAGAUCCCUGUAAUGUGGAAUCUCCGUCGCAUGUUUGUAUACUGCCUCAUAGCCUAUGAGGCAGUAUAUGAGUUUUAGGGUCGUCACCUAUGAGUCAUAGGUGACGUAAUUAGUAAUAGACAUUGUGAUUCAAUUGGAACUAACCCGAGCCAUUUUUCUUCAUGGGGUCUGCUACCAUUUUUUCCUUCUCUUUUGGCCACUGGGGACACCGUCUGAAGAUUUAUAAUAUCUUUAGGAAAGUUAGACUAUGGCAACACGCAAAGUGGGAGUAGGAGCUCCUCACGCAGCUUUCGUUAGCAUGGACUACUUCAGUGUUGAUUAAAAGAGUACAAGCAAGCCCCUAAAUUGUGGGACUCAUCGCCUUACGUAGAACUUGUUCGCACUACGGUUGCCUAUAGGAUUCGGUAUAUGUCUUUUGCUUCUUUCGUAUUGAUCUUCAUUAUACUGCAGUAGAUGUAUGCCCAUGAGGCAGGUUUUGUUCAGGCUUUUAGUGAGGAUCACCUAGUUAUUUUGCUUGCAACCUUACUUUGUAACUAAACUACGGGCCAACUAGUUAUUACAAAAUAAUGGGCUAGAUCCCACAGCCUAAUGAGAGUUUUAGGCUUUCUUACACUUACCUCCAAUAAACAAAG